This is a messenger RNA of Pantherophis guttatus, 3339 nucleotides long. NCBI's taxonomy places the organism in Eukaryota, Metazoa, Chordata, Lepidosauria, Squamata, Colubridae. The record is from RefSeq and is a predicted model, not a curated record.
AUGUCUGCCUACACCCCGCCAGCGCCUUUCGACCCCAAGGAAGAGAAGUGGGGAUCCUACAUGUCUCGGUUCGAGUGCUUCAUGGUGGCAAACGACAUGCAGGGGCUACCGGACGUUCGGAAGAAAGCCCUGUUCCUGAGCCACUGCGGGCCAAGGGUCUUCGACACAGCCGAAGCAUUGUCAGAGCCGAAUUCGGUCCACAACAUUUCCUGGUCGACGCUACAGACCCUGCUGAAAGACCACUAUGCACCAAUGCCAUCGAAGUACGUCCAACGCUAUGAUUUCCGGCAACGGCUACAGCAGGAGGGCGAAUCGAUCAGCGAAUACAUCGCUGCCCUGCGUAAGGCCGCAACCCAAUACGAGGCCAGGGCACAAGAGUCGUCAACAAAGGCUGCAGAGAGACUAAAGAGCUCCCACUUAACCAGAACAACGCAAAAGACGGCACCAGUGCACCGAGAAGCCACGAGCACCGCGAGCGAAGGGGAGUCUGAAGAAGAGGUCUACCGCACCGAGCAGUCCCGCACAGCCCGCAGGGAGCCCAGAGACGGAUGCGCCAGCUGCGGAGGGUCCCACUCACGACAAAACUGUAAGUUCAGGGACACCAUUUGCCGUUCCUGUGAAAAAAGGGGCCGCAUCGCUCGGGUCUGCAGAUCCAAGGCACACCAGAGCUACAAACCACGUGGCCAACCCUUCCAAUCAGAGCCGGCACCACACCGAAGGCCCAACAGAGAUGGCGGAAACCGGAAGGGCGCGAAAUUUGAAGACGCUGGGGCCUACACCAUCCGCAUCACAGAGACCUGUACCUCGCCCGGAGAAAAGACCUACACCACGGUCGAGAUCGAGGGACGGGAGUGCCAGAUGGAGAUCGACACGGGGUCACCGAUAUCCAUCAUGUCGUGGGAAAACCUAAAGAAAAUCAUCCCCAGCGCACGCAAGCGACAGCUCCAGCCACAGCAACGCAGAUUGAAGGACUACCAGGGGAACCGCAUACCCGUCAAAGGAAGAGGCGAGUUCCAAGUACAGUACGGGGAGUUUACCGAGAAACUGCCCCUCACCAUAGUCAGCGACAACCUCCCAAGCCUCCUGGGCAUGGACUGGUUUAGAGCCCUAGGCAUGGGAUUCACCGGAGUGAGAAACGUUAGAAGCACCCUGAAGGAAGACCUGAUGCAGGAGUUCCAAGACGUGUUCGACGAAAGGCUGGGCAAGUAUGUGGGGACCCCGAUUUUGUUUAACCUCAACCCCAAUAUUGCACCCAUCCGCUUAAAGCCUAGGCGGGUACCGUUCGCCCUGAAGCCCAAAAUUGACAUUGAACUGGACAAAUUAAUCAAACAAGGGGUGCUUGUUCCAGUCGACCACGCCAAAUGGGAGACCCCAAUUGUUACGCCAGUAAAGCCGGACAGAUCAGUGCGCAUAUGCGCUGAUUAUAAAUGCACAAUUAAUAAGGCCCUGCAGCAGAGCGCCUAUCCAGUGCCCAUCGUUCACCAUUUGUUGCAUUCCCUGGGCCCCGGCAAGAUCUUCGUAAAACUCGAUCUUGCGCAGGCAUACCAGCAACUGCCGGUAGAUGGCGCUACCGCAGAGGCACAGAUUAUCGUAACCCACAGAGGGGCCUUCAAGUGCACCCGCUUGCAAUUCGGAGUAAGCAUAGCCCCCGGACUUUUCCAAAGUACCAUGGAGCGGCUACUACAAGGGAUCCCCGGGGUGGUGCCCUAUUUUGAUGAUGUGCUCAUUACCGCCGACAAUGAGCAGCAGUUAAGAGAAAGACUGAGGGGAGUCCUAAGGAAAUUCAGGGAUGCAGGACUCAGAGUAAAACAAAAUAAAUGCAUGAUCGCAGUUCCCUCAGUCGAAUUCCUAGGGUACAGGGUAGAUGGCACCGGCAUACACCCCACAGAAAGCAAGAUCAGGGCAAUCAGAGAAGCACCCACCCCCAAAGACAAGGCAGAGUUACAGGCCUUCCUGGGACUAUUAAACUUUUACGCCAUCUUCCUUAAAGACAAGGCAACAGUGGCAGAACCCCUACAUAGACUGUUAACCAAGAAAGCCACAUGGAAAUGGGGGAAGGCUGAAGACAGGGCAUUCGCCGGCAUCAAAAAACUGUUAUCAGCUGAAAGCUUUUUAAUACAAUACAAUGCAACGCUUCCCCUUGUUCUAGUAUGUGACGCGUCCCCGUUUGGGGUGGGAGCCGUCCUGAGCCACAGACUCCCGAAUGGCCUAGAAGCGCCCAUUGCGUACUACUCCCGGACUCUAUCAAGCACUGAGCGAAAUUAUAGCCAGCUCGACAAGGAGGCCCUCGCCGCCGUUUCGGGGGUAAAGAAAUUCCACAAGUACUUGUUUGGGAGGGACUUUGAACUAAUCACCGACCAUCGACUGCUCCUGGGUCUCCUCACGGGAGAUCGACCAACCCCGGCAGCACUAUCGCCCAGGAUGACACGCUGGGCCAUCUUCCUCGCAGCAUACUCCUAUCGCCUGGUACAUCGACCAGGGGCGGACAUGGGCAAUGCGGACGCGAGGGGGUGGCCGGAAAAGAUUGGGAGCGGGGAAUUUAAACCGUUCGCGGGAAAACGGGACAAGCUGACAAUGCAAGGGGGGUGUUUGCUAUGGGGCGAUCGGGUUGUUAUUCCUUUACGUUUACGGGAAAAGGUUUUAACAUUGUUGCAUGAGGGGCACCCUGGGAUUGUAAGAAUGAAGGGGCUAGCCAGGAGCUACGUCUGGUGGCCCAGCAUGGACACAGACAUUACCGAGUGGGUGGAGAGAUGCCAGCCCUGCCAAGAGUCCAGAUCAGAUCCACCAAUGGCGCCCGUGAGGGAGUGGGAAAGGCCCCAGGGACCCUGGUCCAGGAUACACAUUGAUUUUGCAGGCCCAUUUCACGGACAGACCUUCAUGGUCAUUGUAGACUCAUUCUCCAAGUGGUUGGAGAUCAAGCUAAUGAAGGCCACUACCACCGACGCAACCAUCAGGGAGCUGAGACAGUUAUUCGCCACCCAUGGGUUACCGGACAUCCUAGUGUCAGAUAACGGGCCACAAUUCACCGCGACACAAUUCGAGGGCUAUUUAGCAGGACUAGGGAUCAGACAUGUCCUUUCAGCCCUGUUUCAUCCGGCCAGUAACGGACAGGCAGAGAGAUUUGUAAGGUCAGCAAAGGAGGCCCUUUCACGUUUAAGCCCCGGAGACUGGCAGGAAAGGAUAGAUAAGUUUUUAAUAGCGCAGCACUCCACACCCUGUACAGCCACAGGCCGAAGCCCAGCAGAACUAUUAAUGGGAUGGAAACUCCGAGGAAUACUAGAUAGGCUCAACCCCAAUUACUCUCCAGAGGUUUUCAAGGGCGGGGGAGAGGAAGCUUAG